Malaya genurostris is the source of this 2370-nucleotide messenger RNA. RefSeq names its product bombyxin G-1-like. The record is from RefSeq and is a predicted model, not a curated record. The coding region runs from base 944 to 1381 and encodes 145 amino acids. Gene Ontology annotation, molecular function: hormone activity. Gene Ontology annotation, cellular component: extracellular region. NCBI's taxonomy places the organism in Eukaryota, Metazoa, Arthropoda, Insecta, Diptera, Culicidae. The transcript is spliced from 3 exons.
AGCGCUACGCUUUCCAGCAGCACGAUCAGUUGCACUUGUGAUGUUGAAGAAGUAGCGCCUAACAGUUGUCUAUCUAGAGGGGACAGAACGCUGCAAACCGAACAGAGAUUGACGCAAAGUGGACUACUCGACUGUUCCAGGGGAGAGCCCCGCAAAAAGGAGAAACUACUGGACUGUGUUGUUUUUUGUUUUUCGUUGAAGGAAGAAGAAGUGUCCAAGGUAGUCCAGACAACCCUCUGUUGCUGUGUUGUGUCUGCCUGCUCGCUCCGUACUGUCCAUAUCCACUCCCACCAAGGACGGAAUCGCGUCGUGAUCGAGAGUGCUGUGCGAACUGAAAACAAAAAAUAAAACAAGUCAGUGUCCUUUGAGCGUCGGUGAUUGCCGCAGGAAGGAAGAAAACCAAUUCGAACUAUUGCACUUCAAUUUUGGAUCCCACUAGAGUCAGGAAGUGUGUGCACUGUUUCGCAAGAUACUCUUCGUGCUUAUCAAAUUCAAACAACAAAGACAGCCAGUGUGCGCGGUCAACACUAAAGGGAAAUCUCUGUCCAAAAGUGAUUUUAGCUUUUAUCAGCACCGAAACUGUGAUCAUAGCUAAGUUGCUUUUAAUUUUAGCUCAGCAUAGCAACUACAAUUGCUGUACAGUGAAAAAGUUCCAAAAUCACUAGUUGAUUUGCUUAUCAGCAACUACCAACCAAUUAAGGGCCGUUAAGUUCACGCGCGAGUGACACUCCUUCGUCUGUUUGUGUGUUCGUUAUUGGACCUCUUCUUGCUGUUGUUACUGAUCGUCUACACGUGCUGGUCGCGUUUUGAAUGUGUACUUUGGAACUCUACUGGAUCGAUUUCAUAUUCAUCUUCAACAAGAACUGCUCAAAGUUAAUCGUACUGGUUUACUAUUGCAUCAUUCUGCUCUGCUGUCGAUUGAUCACCGAAGGCAAGCCUAACGAUGCGAUCAGUUCUGGGUAACCCUACCGGAACCCUGCUGAUGGUUCCAGUGCUAGCAACAUUAUUUUCGCUACUAGUGCAUCAAAUCAACGCUUCGCCUGUUCCUGUGCCAUCAAACGGUGGAAACAAUAACGGCGACAGUGAUGUGCUUCUGCACCACAUUACGCGAUCCCGGUAUUGCGGUCGAAAGCUAACGGAGACACUGGCGAUGCUCUGUCAGGGACGCUAUCCCAUGAUGAGCCACCAUCGAUCCGAAUACCUAUCAGAUCAACCCCAGCUACCAGUAGAAGUUGAGGUAGCAACCCUACCGAACAACGGUGCUCACGGGUUUCCCUAUCUGCGAUCCAAGGGCCACCGGAGGGUACGACGAGCAGGAAUCUACGAUGAAUGCUGCAAAAAGAGUUGUUCUUACAACGAGCUGAGGAGUUACUGCGAAUGAUCUACUAUUAGCAGCAAUGAGAAAACAAGAACGGACCAUUGAGUCCGACACUUUUUUUCCUCCAUCACUCGAACGAGUGACUGCGUGAGGAUUCUGCGGCGACGUAAAAGGAACCGCCCUGGUGGCAGGCUGUUUGGGUAUCUCAAGCGCAACGAUCACCACAAUUGGGCUAAUGUAUGAGCGAAUGUGCGAUAUAGAAGAAAUGUAUUUUGUUAUUCCGGAACAAAACAAAAACUUCAGCUUGUGAAUUGGUAGGAAACAACAAAUUUUCAAAUACAAGUACGAUUAUUCUUUGAACUGUACGUCAUCUGGCGAUCAAUGCAAUUCGCGGAUUCGUUAUAAUCAUGUAUACAAAAUGUGACUGAAGUAUUUUAAACACAAAACUAGAAACAAAUACAUAUAUUUAGGUCUCAAACAUGCAUUUCUGUGUUAGGGGACAAGGAACGGAAAACGGGCUUAAUUCGUUUGUAUACAUUGAAUAGAAAAUAUACUACUUUUUAGGAAUUCUUUCCUUGUUUCCUGAAUAAUCCCAUACUGUAUUUAUUAGAUUUCCUAUUCUAGAUAGAGCAUACUGCAAAACAGUCUAGUAAGUAAAUUAGUACGAUAAAUUCUAACGCAAGUGUAUGUUAUUCAACUGAUUUAUUUAUUAUUGCCCAUAUGUUAUGAGUUUAAUUUGUCUCGAACUGCUACCUAGAAACAUAAAUCUAACAGCAACUAAAGGCGAAAGGAGAUCCCACAUGUAUUGUUGUUAGUGGUUUUGAACAUAUUGAAGAUGCUAUUUUCUAUUAAAAAACUGUCUCCUUUGGCCUUCUGUACGAUAUAGAAAUUGAUCAAAUAUUAGAGUUUCAUUAUGUUCUGACAUGGCUUUGUGGCAGAAUAGCACCUAAGAUAUCAGCUUUUGUACCAAUUGUGAUUAUAAAGCUGCAACCAUACGGAAGAAGCAAAACUAAACAUGAAAUCAAAAUUAGGUAAUGUUUUCACAAUUAUAA